Messenger RNA from Vanessa tameamea, 940 nucleotides. RefSeq lists its product as uncharacterized. The record is from RefSeq and is a predicted model, not a curated record. The coding region runs from base 85 to 921 and encodes 278 amino acids. Lineage: Eukaryota; Metazoa; Arthropoda; Insecta; Lepidoptera; Nymphalidae. The transcript has 3 exons. Gene Ontology annotation, molecular function: acyltransferase activity, transferring groups other than amino-acyl groups.
AUAUAUUCAGUUAUCUGUACACAGUAGGUCAGAACGCACUUAAACCGAGUGACGUUCGAGUACGUAAUUGAAUUGAAUUGAACAAUGUGUACUGAGCCGUUGCAUUUGAUGCCGCAAAAAAAAUGGCUAGACUUGAAAUCGGCAGCUCUCUCCGACUGGCCUAGGAGUAUUUCUAUGUAUACACUCUUAGAAACUGAGGAACAUAUUCUAGAACUUGGAAUCGAUUACGGUUUUAAGGUUUACAGCCCAUAUGGCGAUGUGAAUAAUGGAAUCGUUGCCCUUAAUCUAAAGAACAAAUAUUAUGAAGUCAUUAUACAAUGCCCCAAAGAUGAUACCACUGAACUUGAAAAAGCCUUACGAACAACUACGCUCAUUGACUGGACUCAACCAUUAGAAGUUCCUUUUGCUCCUAUACAUGUCGCAGAAUGUUUAAAAAGGAUAAUAUAUGAAAAGAAUUGCAAGAUAGAUCAUAUUACAAUGACACAAACAUUCUUAUUGAAUAAAGAUUCGCCUUUAUUUGAUUUAAGCUUGGCUCCGGAAUUUUCAUUCAAGCUCCUCACUCUAGACUACGUGAACUUGGUUAAUACAACGUGGCCUCACAAAACCCCCGGCUCGGAGUGGUACUUCGAGUUGCUUAUUAAGGCUAACUUGGGCUAUGGACUGUUUAAGAGCGGUGAACUCAUAGCGUGGUCGUUUAUAAAAGAAAUGGGUGCCCUUGGACACUUGUAUACUUUGGAAAAUUAUAGAAGGAAAGGCUAUGGGGAACUAGUUCUUAAACUUAUAUCUAAUGUAUUGUUAAAGGAUAAUAAAUGCGUCUAUGCAUACUGUGUUGCUGGUAAUAACAAAGCUGGUAAUUUGUACAAGAAACUUGGUUUCGCCAGUGUUGUGGACGUUCAUUGGUGUAAUUUUGUACCGAAUUAGAUAUAUAUAAAUAUACUCG